Molecule: messenger RNA, 1247 nt
Organism: Lathyrus oleraceus (garden pea)
Lineage: Eukaryota; Viridiplantae; Streptophyta; Magnoliopsida; Fabales; Fabaceae
Product: peroxidase 47
Exons: 4
Coding region: 73-1044 (323 amino acids)
Biological process (GO): response to oxidative stress; hydrogen peroxide catabolic process
Molecular function (GO): peroxidase activity; heme binding
Source: RefSeq, a predicted model, not a curated record
AUAUAUACAAGUUCAUAGUUUUUAGCUUUCAUAAACCAAAUUUCAUAAUUUCCUUUGUAAGUUGAAUCUUCAAUGAAGUCAUUGAAAAUGGUAAUGGUUAAGUUGAUGACAGUGUUUAUGCUAAUAGAGGUGAUUACGUGCCAAUUCGGUUUCGGGUUUGGAGCAGAUGGUGGGUUAAACAUGAACUACUACUUGAUGAGUUGCCCUUUUGUUGAACCUGUUGUUAAGAACAUAGUGAAUAGAGCUUUGGAUAAUGAUCCUACACUAGCAGCUGCUCUUAUUAGAAUGCACUUCCAUGACUGCUUCAUUCAGGGAUGUGAUGGGUCAAUUCUACUUGAUUCCACUAAGGGUAACACAGCAGAAAAGGAUUCACCAGCAAAUUUAAGCUUAAGAGGAUAUGAAGUCAUAGAUGAUAUCAAAGAUGAACUUGAAAGACGAUGUCCUGGUGUGGUUUCAUGUGCUGAUAUUCUUGCUAUGGCUGCUACAGAAGCUGUUUUCUAUGCUGGAGGUCCGGUUUAUAACAUACCUAAAGGAAGAAAAGACGGAAGAAGAUCGAAAAUUGAGGAUACUAGAAAUUUGCCAUCACCUACCUUCAAUGCUUCUGAGCUCAUUAGACAGUUUGGUCUACAUGGUUUUUCGGCUCAAGAAAUGGUCGCUCUUUCAGGGGCACAUACAUUAGGAGUGGCAAGAUGUUCAUCUUUCAAGAACAGAUUAAGCCAAGUGGAUCCAGCUUUGGAUUCUGAAUUUGCCAAGACACUAUCUAGAACAUGUACUUCCGGUGACAACGCGGAACAACCAUUCGAUGCAACGAGGAACGAUUUCGACAAUGUUUACUUUAACGCUUUGUUGAGGAGAAACGGCGUUCUGUUUUCAGAUCAAGACCUCUAUACUAGUCCAAGAACAUGGAACUUUGUGAAUGCUUAUGCGAUGAAUGAAGCAUUGUUCUUUCUUGAUUUUCAACGUGCGAUGGUGAAGAUGGGUUUGCUUGAUAUUAAACAAGGUUCUAAUGGUGAAGUUCGAGACAAUUGCCGCAAAAUUAACUAAUAAUUGUUAUGGUUGAUGAUUGUCAUUAGUUAGUUAAAAAUAACAUUAUAUAAGCAUGUUAUAUAAUGUAAUCUAAAUGUGUAUCAGUGUAUGUGUAUGGUUUCUUCUAAAUUGUUCUUGUUGGGUGGGAUGUAUUUUCUGUAUUAUUAUAGUGGUAACCUUUCAUAUAUCAAUAUAUCUAUAAGAAUCACAUAUUGGCUGAA